Messenger RNA from Culex pipiens pallens (northern house mosquito), 851 nucleotides. Its product is annotated as ficolin-3-like. The transcript is spliced from 2 exons. The coding region runs from base 1 to 648 and encodes 215 amino acids. The record is from RefSeq and is a predicted model, not a curated record. Lineage: Eukaryota; Metazoa; Arthropoda; Insecta; Diptera; Culicidae.
AUGGCAGCCUUCAGUGUGUUCUCGUUGCUGGUGCUCCUGCUAGGCAUUGCCACCGCACGGAAUAUCCUCGAGAACCAGUGGGAUUCUGAACCUGUUGUCAAAAUAGAAUCGCCAGAUUUCGCCAUAACUUCGUGCAGUGAAACAUCGAGUUCCGGACAAGUUUCGAUGCGGAUUGAUGGUUUGGGAAUCUUUGACGCGGUUUGCGUUCAACGUCACCGGCUGUUCGGUGACGGAUGGGUCGUUAUUCAACAGCGAGUUGAUCGACACGAAGAUUUCUACCGAAACUGGGCCCACUAUCGGGCGGGAUUUGGCCGGUUGGACAAGAACUUCUGGAUGGGGCUGGAGAAGAUGCAUAGGUUGACUUCCGCAGACCCACACGAGCUGGUCGUAGAGAUGGUUAUGAAUGGAGCGUACGAAUACGCAAGGUAUACCAGCUUUGGUGUUGGGAGUGAGAUGGAAAAGUAUACUUUGAAGAAGGUUGGAAACUACAGUGGAACGGCAAUGGAUGCACUGGCAGUCCAUAAGGGUCGACCAUUCACUACGUUUGACGAAGAUAACGAUUCUGAUUUGAUUAAGAGCUGUGCAAUUAGUACUGCUGGAGGAUGGUGGUUUGCAGAUAACUGUUUGCAAGUUGUUAUUAACAGUUAGUUUUCAAAGUUAAAUUUAAAUUUCUUCGCAGCUUAUGUAACCUCAACAGAAAUUACGAUGGAUAUUUAUCAAGAAUGCAAUGGAGAGCCGGCUAUCAAAUCAAUUACUCAAGGAUGAUGAUUCGACGGACAGCAUUGUAGUUUUUUUAAGUCCAUGCAAAGUUUAUAUCCAUGAAUCAAAUAAAAUUAUGUUCAUUACAAAUA